This is a messenger RNA of Penicillium brevicompactum, 453 nucleotides long. RefSeq lists its product as uncharacterized. NCBI's taxonomy places the organism in Eukaryota, Fungi, Ascomycota, Eurotiomycetes, Eurotiales, Aspergillaceae. The coding region runs from base 1 to 453 and encodes 150 amino acids. The transcript is spliced from 2 exons. The record is from RefSeq and is a predicted model, not a curated record.
AUGUCCGAAAACGCACCCGCCGACGGCCAUACUGGCGACCUCCCAAAUGGUCAUACUGACGGCCUGCCAAACGGCCUCCCCAAUGGUCAUACUGAUGGCCUGCCCAACGGCCUCAGCAAUGGCGAUGUUGACAUGACUGUCAACGGCGCGGCUAGCGCCAAUAGCGAAGCAGGGCCGGGCGAAGGCCCCCUUCCUAUUCCCACGAUUGACGAUGAUCCCAACGAGGGAUUCCCCGCGAUCGAUAUGAUUCGGGGUGAUGGAGGGCUCCUCGAAUGCGUAAUGUACGCAGAACACCUUCUGGAGCUGCUCCCCCAGGCGGCGGCCGCCGCAGCCGAUAUCAACGCGGGCACGGCAGAGCUUGAAGAGCUCCGUUUCAAUCUUCAUGCCUGCUUAGCUCGGGUCCAGACCCUGGCGCAAGAGCUGGACGGCCAAAUCGAGACUGCUCUCAACUGA